GAGGGCGCGCGGGAAACUCCGGCGCACCGGGACGACGCCGGGGUGUUACUGGGACCAUGGCUACCUCCUCGGUGUCCAAGGGCUGUUUUGUGUUUAAACCAAGCUUCAAGAAGAGAAAGAUCUCUGUACCAAUAGCUUGGCUUUCUCUGCAUGUUGCUCAACUACAGGAAGAAUUAAAUAAAAACCUGUUUGACAGUCUAAUUGAAUUUCUUCGAAAGUCUCAUUCUGGAUUCCACAAAUCAAGUGACUGGGGCUGCCAAAUAAAACUCAGAGAAAUUCCAACUGCUGCCCUCAUUCUUGGUGUGAAUGUCACAGAUCACGAUUUAAUAUUCAGAAGUCUAACAGAAGCCAUUCAGAGUAAUGUUACUCACUAUGUAGUCUCGUUGAAAGCUAAAGAUUGUCCAGAUAUAAAACAUUUUUUGCAAAAGUUUGUUACACAAUUGACAGACUGCCGUGGAGAUGUAAAAUCCAAAGAGGAAGAAAGUGUUCAGGUCACACAGAAGAAGACACAUUGUUCAAUGGACUUACUUACCACUUGGUAUAAGACUAUCACAAAGAAGACAGGCCCCAAAAUGCCAAGCAAAAAGAGGAUUACUUCUAGCCAAUGGCAUUGUCCUCCUGUUGUGCUUAUCUUAAAGGAUAUGGAAAGCUUCUCCACAAAAGUACUCCAAGACUUCAUCAUUAUCAGCAGUCAACAUCUGCAUGAAUUUCCACUAAUACUUAUUUUUGGAAUUGCCACAUCUCCUAUUAUCAUCCACCGAUUGCUUCCUCAUGCAGUGUCAUCUUUAUUGUGUAUAGAGCUGUUCCAGUCUUUGUCUUGCAAGGAGCAUCUGACUACCAUACUUGAUAAGCUCCUUCUUACAACUCAGUUUCCUUUUAAAAUAAGUGAAAAAGUGUUACAGGUUCUGACCAACAUCUUUUUGUAUCAUGAUUUCUCAAUUCAAAAUUUUAUAAAAGGACUUCAGCUUUCUCUAUUAGAGCAUUUUUAUUCCCAGCCCCUAAGUGUUCUGUGCUGCAGUCUCCCUGAAGCCAAGAAAAGAAUAAAUUUUUUAUCAGUUAAUCAAUGUGAAGACAUUCGACGUCUUCCAUCAUUUAGGAGGUAUGUGGAAAAGCAAGCUUCAGAAAAGCAAGUUGCACUUUUGACCAGUGAGAGAAUUUUGAAGGUGGAAACUCAAUCAUUACUAGAAAAUUUGCAUGUUUACCAUUUGAAUUACUUUCUGGUUCUGAGAUGCCUUCAUAAUUUUACCUCUUCUCUUCCCAAGUAUCCACUGGGUCGACAGAUCAGAGAGUUGUACUGUGCGUGUUUAGAAAAGAACAUAUGGGAUUCAGAAGAGUAUGGAUCUGCCUUGCAGUUGCUGAGAAUGUUGGCAAAGGAUGAACUGAUGAACAUACUAAAGAAAUGUUACAAGGUUUUUAAUUCUUCUGAAAAGCAGCUUGGCAGCACAGUAAAGAAAAUAGAAGAAUUCCUGGCUGAGUUUCAGAACCUUGAUGAUGCCAAAGAGGAAGAAGAUGCUUCUGGGUCACAGUCAAAGGGGUUUCAGAAGACAGACCUCUAUCAUCUUCAGAAGUCCUUAUUGGAAAUGAAAGAAUUAAGAAGAACAAGUAAGAAGCAAACCAAGUUUGAAAUACUCAGAGAAAAAGUUGUGAACUUCAUUGACUGUCUGGUGAGAGAAUACCUUCUGCCUCCUGAGACCCAGCCUCUCCACGAGGUGGUGUACUUCAGCGCAGCCCACACCCUUCGGGAGCAUCUGAAUGCCUCUCCCAGAAUCGCCCUCCACACAGCACUCAACAACCCCUACUACUAUCUAAAGAAUGAAGCCCUAAAGAGUGAAGAAGGCUGCAUUCCAAAUACCGCCCCUGACAUCUGCAUAGCAUACAAACUGCACCUGGAGUGUAGCAGGCUAAUCAACCUUGUGGACUGGUCAGAGGCUUUUGCAACAGUUGUGACAGCUGCUGAGCAAAUGGAUGGGAAUGCUACCACCUCAGAAGAAAGAAACGAAAUUAUCCAUGCUCGGUUUAUUAGAGCUGUUUCUGAACUAGAACUUUUAGGCUUCAUCAGACCUACAAAACAAAAGACUGACCAUGUGGCAAGGCUAACAUGGGGCGGCUGCUAAGGAACGAUGAGUGACCCAAGUAUCCCAUUUAACUUAAGGGCAAAGGGAGGCCAUUCAUAUAAGUCACCAAAGGAGACUCCUGGUGAGGAGAGACAUGUGUGACCACCACAAUGUGCACUGCUAACCCCAAACAGAUGGUUAUUACAACAUCUUUGAUGUACUUUAGAAUACAACAAAUAGCAUACUUAAAAUAUAACUAAAACUUUCGUUCUUGUACUUUUCACAGUCUUUAAUAAGUUAUGGGUGGGUCAGUCUUGACAGUACAGUGUAAAUUAAUAAAUAUAUUGAACCAGGAAUCUA
Dipodomys ordii (Ord's kangaroo rat) is the source of this 2414-nucleotide messenger RNA. RefSeq names its product origin recognition complex, subunit 3 (gene Orc3). Lineage: Eukaryota; Metazoa; Chordata; Mammalia; Rodentia; Heteromyidae. Bases 57 to 2114 code for a protein of 685 amino acids. The transcript has 20 exons. Gene Ontology annotation, molecular function: DNA replication origin binding. Gene Ontology annotation, cellular component: DNA replication preinitiation complex; nuclear pre-replicative complex; nuclear origin of replication recognition complex. The record is from RefSeq and is a predicted model, not a curated record. Gene Ontology annotation, biological process: DNA replication initiation; DNA replication.